This is a messenger RNA of Neltuma alba, 1328 nucleotides long. Its product is annotated as adenylate kinase 1, chloroplastic. Bases 112 to 972 code for a protein of 286 amino acids. Gene Ontology annotation, biological process: nucleobase-containing compound metabolic process. Gene Ontology annotation, molecular function: AMP kinase activity; ATP binding. The record is from RefSeq and is a predicted model, not a curated record. The transcript is spliced from 4 exons. NCBI's taxonomy places the organism in Eukaryota, Viridiplantae, Streptophyta, Magnoliopsida, Fabales, Fabaceae.
UAAUUAAUUAAUUAUCUACAGAGUGGAGAGGGUGGGCGCCGAGGAUACGGAAGCAGAGCCUCCUUCUUCUUAGGCUCAGCGCAAGCGUCUCUCAAGGCUCCGGUGGUUUCAAUGGCGGCCAUAACUCGCCUGGCAAGGCGUACAACCUCCAUCUCUUACCUGGCGGGUAAAUACUUUUCCUCUGCGGUUGCAUCUCAGGCGCCUACGUACAAUGCUCCUCUCUUCCAUCCCAAACCCCAGUUUCCUCGUAAAGAUCCACGGGAUAGGAAUGUCCAGUGGAUCUUUUUGGGCUGCCCAGGCGUCGGUAAAGGCACCUACGCAAGUCGCCUCUGCAAUCUUCUCGGCGUCCCUCACAUUGCCACCGGCGAUCUUGUUCGCGAAGAGCUCGCGUCCUCGGGCCCACUCUCUGCCCAGCUGUCAGACAUUGUAAACCAAGGUCAAUUAGUCUCAGAUGAAAUCAUAAUAAGCUUAUUGUCAAAGCGACUGGCUGCUGGGGAAGCAAAAGGUGAAUCGGGUUUUAUUCUUGACGGUUUUCCUCGAACAAUAAACCAAGCAGAAAUUUUGGAUGGGGUAACUGACAUUGAUUUGGUCGUUAAUCUGAAGAUCCGAGAAGAUGUACUGCUUGAGAAAUGCCUUGGUAGGAGAAUUUGUAGUCAAUGUGGGAAAAAUUUUAAUGUCGCUUCUAUUAAUAUCAAGGGUGAGAAUGGGAGCCCUGGAAUCAGCAUGGCACCUCUUCUCCCUCCUGCCCAAUGCAUGCCAAAGCUUGUUACUCGUGCGGAUGAUACUGAAGAAGUAGUCAAAGAAAGGCUUCGCAUAUACUAUGACAUGAGUCAGCCUGUGGAGGAAUUUUACCGCAGUCGAGGAAAACUAUUGGAGUUUGAGCUGCCAGGAGGAAUCCCUGAAUCCUGGCCAAAGUUGCUGCAAGCUCUUGAUCUUGAUGAUUAUGAGCCCAGACAGUCUGCUGCUGCCUAAAUAUAAUAAUGGACACUAAAAGUGAGUAUUUCAUUCUUUGCAUGCAUAAGUUGCAUGCCUGGCAAUUUUGCAGGAAAGAAAAUAUGAGAAGGGGGACUUCCUCUAUUUGUAUUAUUUGGAUAAAUAAUGUUAUCAAGAAGCGUUGAAAUCUUGAUCAAACCUAUGCCUAAUGGGCUUCUAUUUGUAUUAUUAUUACGUGAAAUGUCAGAAGUUUUGGUGUACUUUUCUGUGACUUGGUGAGAGUUUAUGACGGCUACUUAGAUGCUUGGUUAGCGUUAAGCUUCAGUAGACUGAUCCGUUACUGUUGUAAUGCUUUCUUUGUUUUGUUUUGCCCUAGCCAAUUACUAUUCUAAUAC